Erigeron canadensis is the source of this 6524-nucleotide messenger RNA. RefSeq names its product interaptin. The record is from RefSeq and is a predicted model, not a curated record. Bases 93 to 6275 code for a protein of 2060 amino acids. The transcript is spliced from 11 exons. NCBI's taxonomy places the organism in Eukaryota, Viridiplantae, Streptophyta, Magnoliopsida, Asterales, Asteraceae.
AGUUCAUCUGUUUUACUUAUCAGGGUUUUGGAUCAGGGUCAACUUCAUAAUUACUCAGCUGAAUUAGACUGCGUUAUUUUGGCUAUGCAAUAAUGUCAAGGGUUACCAAAUGGAAAAUUGAGAAGGCUAAAGUGAAAGUUGUAUUUCGGCUACAAUUUCAUGCUACAAAUAUUCCUCAGAGUGGAUGGGAGAAGUUGUUUAUAUCUUUUAUUCCUACUGAAACCGGGAAGGCCAGUGCCAAGACCAGCAAAGCAAAUGUGAGAAAUGGGACAUGCAAAUGGGCAGAUCCUAUCUAUGAAACUACAAGGCUUCUAUUAGAUUCUAAGAGCAAACAAUAUGAUGAUAAGCUCUACAAACUCGUUGUGGGAAUGGGUACAUCACGAUCUAGCAUCCUUGGUGAGGCUACUAUCAACCUUGCUGAUUAUGCAGAUGCAUCACAACCAUCUGUUAUUGCUCUUCCGCUUCAUGGAUCCGACCAUGGAACCAUUUUGCAUGUUACGGUUCAGUUACUCACGUCGAAAACUGGAUUCCGAGAAUUUGAGCAGCAGAGGGAUAAAGGGUUGCAACGGGAGAGCGAACCUAGUGCUGCCAAAUCACUGUCAGAGUUGCAGAUACCUGAUGAUCUUGUUAAUAAGUCUAAAACACGAACACAAAUCAGGGAAGAAACAAACAUACAUGAGGAAUAUUCAGAUUCACAAGUUACAUGUGAUGGGUCAUCAAACACGUCAGAAACUUAUUAUGUAGACAAGCAUGAUUCGCCAAGUGCUCCUGAAGUCGAAAGUGUUAAGAGCAGAGGAUCCAGGAGUCAAACCUCGCCAACAGAAAAAAUGGAUGGUUCUGAUCAUGCCAAGGUGGCACAAACAAGUGGUUCAGAUCAUUCCUUAAACAGCGACUUGACAAUUGCUUAUGAAGAGAAUCAUACGCUAAGAGGAAGCUUAGAGGUGGCUGAGUCAUCCAUGUCAGAGUUCAAACUGGCAUUAACCAUUUUGCAGAAUCAUGCUAAUGAAAUUGGUCUAGAUACACAUAAGAUUACUCAAGAAUUAGAGACUGAAAUGGCUUCAAGUCAAGCACUCGUGAAAGAGGUUACUGCUCUCAAAUCAGAAUGUUCAAAGUUCAAAUAUGAUCUAAAACAGUUGAAAGAAAUGAAAUCUAGCUCGAAGUUUAUGGAGAGAAAAAUAGAAAAACCUGAUCGCGAUUGGGUGAAAGGAAUAUGUGUUGUGGAGGACCGAAUACAAGAAAUCCAAGAAAAGGUUUUAAUUGGUUGUCGUGAGUCUGAUUUAAGUUUCUUACAAUCUGAUUUGGAAGUGCUGCUGGGUUCCGUGCAAGAGCUUAAAAAAGGUCCAGUUGGGUCCGGAAGUGUGGUCUCUUUUGGUGAUGUACCAAGUCUACCCUAUCAAGAAUUGGAAAUAGCAAAAGCUGAAAGAGAAAAUCUUGUUAAAAAAAUGGAUCAAAUGGAGUGUUACUAUGAAGCACUUGUGCAAGAGCUUGAAGAAAAUCAGAAACGGAUUCUGGGUGAGUUUCAAGACCUCAGAAACGAGCAUUCGACAUGUGUCUACUCUAUUUCUACUUGUAAAGCUGAAACCGAGUCAAUGCGGAAGGAAAUGAACGAUUUGAGGUUAGUUAAUAACGAGCUUCAAAAGCGGUCCACUACUUCAGAAUCAGCACUCAAACGGGCUCGUUUAAAUUACUCGAUUGCAGUGAGUCAACUUCAAAAGGAUCUUGACAUGCUUUCAUUCCAAGUUUUGUCCAUGUUUGAGACCAAUCAGACCGUGAUUAAAGAAGCUUUCACCGAUACUUCUCAACCAUCUUCUAAACAUCUCUCAGGUGGUGAUGUACUUUCAGACGACCUGAAGAAAUCUCUGAGUUUCCAAGAGAAGUUAUACAAGAAAGUCGAAGAAGAACUUGGGGAAUUGUGCUCUGCAAACUUACAGUUGGACGUGUAUUCAGGAACUCUCGAGGAGACAUUAGUUGAAUCAAGUACUCAUAUACAAAGAACAAACAAAAAUUUACAAGAAUUGGCAGAGCAGUUGCAACUUUCGAACAAAUCGAGGGUUGUUUUGUAUGAAGAUGUUCAUGCACUAAAUGGGCAAAAUGCAUAUUAUCUCGCAAGAUGUAAUGAUUUGCAUCUACAAAACCAAAUGUUGGAAACAGAUUUGGGAAAUGUUUCAAACGAAAACUUUCUUCUAAUGGAGAAGAUUACCGAAUGUGAAGCUUUGCUUAUGGAUUACAAGGUUUACAAAAGCAAACACGAACUUGUUUCCACUGAAAAUCAGAAUCUUCAAAAAGAUAUGGUAUCUCUCAAGGAAGAAUUAGAAAAUCUAAAAUCUGAAGUUCAUGAGUUGACACUAUCAAAAGAAGCCUUACAGAAACAAAGAGAUAUGGCUGAGUUGUCAUUGAGUAGUGCCAGAUCAGAAAUAAAGAACUCUGUACAUGAUAAUCAGAACCUUAAAAAGGAUAUGGUGUCUGUAAGGGAAGAAGCAGAAACUCUAAGAUUCGGAAUUCAUGAGUUAACUUUGUCAAAAGAAGUCAUUCAGAAAGAAAGAGAUACGGCUGAGCUGUUGUUGAAGGCCGCUCAAUCCAAAAUUAAGGAUACUUUACAUGAUAAUCAGAAGCUUCAAAAAGAUUUAAUGUCUGCGAGAGAGGAAUUAGAAACUUUAAAAUCAGAAAUUGAUGAUGUGAAGAGAAAGUUCAAGUAUGGUCUUCACGAUAUGGCUGCGAAAAUGGAAUUUCCAAAUGCGUCUUUGCAGAAGCUUCAAUUGCAGCUUGAUUCUGUUGCCAAUAAGUUCAAAAGUAGCUUGGAGAAUGAAGAAAGACAUUUGGAAAACAGCGAAAUGGUUUUAACACAUCUUUCUUCCUUGGAACUCGAGCUUCAAAAGAUGUCAUUUGAAGACAAAAACUUUGUUGAGAAGAUCAUGGGAUUGGAUAUGAUGGCUGAAGAAUUUGAAAAAUGUAAGUUGAUGAUUUCCGAGUUGAAAAACGAGAAUAAAGAUUUGAAGAUGCAUGUAGAAAGUAAGAGUCAGGAGUCCAUCAAACUUCUGUCAGAGCUUGAUUGUCUGAAAGAAUGCUUGAGAUGUUUGAAUGAUGAACUGGAUGUCGAGAAAGGUCUGAAAAACAAGUUAGAGGGUAUGGUUGAAUGCUUGACCUCUGAACUUGAAUGUCAAAGUUCGGAGCUUGGCCAUAUGAAGCAAGUUGCUUCAGAUCGAGAAAUGGAAAAUUCAAGAGCUGUCCAACUUGUUGCACAGCAUGAAGAGAGUCUAGAAAAGCUCCACAGGGACCGUUCGGUUGAUUUUUCUCUUGAAUGUCAGUUAGCAGAGAUGCAAAAACUUGUUAUCUGUGAAGAUCUAAAACUUAUAUUUGUCAGAAGUCAGUGUGAAGCUCAGAUUGAGGUACUUGAAAGAAAGCAUCUUGAUGCAGAGGCUAGAUUGAACAGUAUUUAUGAAAAUGAAGCUCGUUAUGUCAAACAAAAUGAAACUUUGAUUACCUCCCUUGAAUCUCUUCAGUUGAAACUUUAUAAUACAGAAGUGAGAUUGAAUGAGCUUAUUGAAAGCAAAGCUCGAUGGAUGGAAGAAAAGGAGAAGUUGUCAACAACCCUUGAAUCUCUUAAGAUGGAGAGGGAGGCUUCUAUUGCUCACAAUGCUCUUGAGGUUGGAAAUCUGAAAGACGUUUUAAUGAAGACUGAGGUAGAGGUUGCACGAUACAAGGAACUUGAAAUGAAGCUUCACGAUACAGAGGCACGCUUGAAUCAAUGCCUCGAAAAUGAUGCUCGUUACAUUGAAGAAAAGGGAAAUUUAUCAAUGGAGCUUGAAUCGCUUAGAGUGAAGUUAAAGGCUUCUAUUGCUCACAAUGCUGAUAUAUCAGAAUCCAAUAAUGUUCUCGAGCAGUGGAAGAAUAAGGUGGGGAUGCUCGAGGUUAAUUUGAUGGAAGUAAACAAUCAGCACGCAGUGGAGUUAGGCCAAGUUAAAGAUAUGCUGGCCAAGUCUGAAUCAGAGGCUGCGCAAUAUCGAGAGCUUCAAAAAAGACUUCAUGAUUCAGAAAUUAAAUUGAGUGACUGUAUUGCUAGUGAAACUCGUUGUGUUGAAGAAAACGAGGAACUAUCAAGGACCGUUCAAUCUCUUAAGUUGGAAUUGGAGGCUUCUAUUGCUCACUAUCUAGAGAUUUCAGAAUCAAAUAAAAAGCAUGCUCUUGAGGUCGAUGAACUGAAAGACAUGCUGACUAAGUCGCAGGCGGAGGUUGAGCAACUUCAAUUGAAACUUCAAGAUACGGAGUCCAGCUUGAAACAUUGCCUCGAAAACGAAGCUCUUUAUACCGAAGAAAACAGAAAUUUAAUUAUGGAACUUGAAUCUCUUAAAUUGGAGUUGGAGGCUUCUCAUGAUCAUAAUGCUGAAAUCUUAGAUUCCAAAAACGAGCAUGCUCUUGAGGUAGGUCAGUUGAAAGAGAUUUUGACCAAGUUAGAGGCUAAAGUCGGGCAGUACAGUAAACUUGAGACGAAACUUCUUGAUACAGAGUCGAGAUUGAACCAUUGUCUCGAAAAUGAAGUUCGUUACAUUGAAGAGAACAAGAACUUAGAAACAGAUCUUGGAUCUCUAAGGUCGGAGUUGGAGGUUUCUAUUGCUCAAAAUGCAGAGAUUUCAGAAUCAAAUAAUGAGCAUGCUCUUGAGAUAGGCCGGUUAGAAGAUAUGUUAAUUCAGUCAAAGGAAGAGGUUGACCAAUUGAAGGAACUCAAAACGAAGCUUCUCGAUACAAAAGAGAAGCUGGAUCACCAGAUCUCAAGUGAGGCUCGUUAUAUUGAAGAAAAUGAAUCCCUCAGAUCGGAAUUAGAUGCCGUUAUUGCUCAGAACGCAGAUCUUUCAAGCUCAAAGAAUAUGUUAAUGGUUGAGCUUAAGCAAUACAAGAAUAACCGUACAAAUUUGGAAAAUAAUAAUCCGACAGAGGUAGAUGGCAUGUUAGUUUCCAGAGCAGAGUCGGAAAUUGUUUUGGUAGUCCUCAAAGCUAGGUUAGAUGAACAAAACGAUGAAUUGAGCAAGUUGGAGAAAAAAUGUAAUGAACUUGCAAGCAAACUAUCUGAUCAGAUUUUGAAGACAGAAGAAUUCAAGAACCUGUCCAUAUACUUGAAAGAGCUAAAGAAGAGUGGUGACGUAGCACGUGAGAAAAAAGAUACUGAAGGGCCAUCAGAGUCAUUGAGACUUGCAUUUAUAAAAGAACAAUAUCAAACGAAAGUUCAAGAUUUGCAACAGCAACUUUCUGUUUCCAAAAGGCAUAAUGAGGAAAUGUUAUUUAAAUUACAAGAUGCUCUUGAUGAAAUCGAGAGUAGGAAGAAGUCUGAAUCGUCUCAGUUGAAGAGAAUUGAAGAAUUGGAAGCUGAGGUUCAAUCUGCAAGUUCUGAUAAACCGGAUAAUGAUCGAAUACAGGCAGAACUGGAGUGUGCUCUUUUGAGCCUUGAAUGUUGCAAGGAAGAAAAGGAAAAGCUUGUUGCUUUAUUACAAGAAUGUGAGGAUGAAAAGUCAAAAAUAACAGUCGAGCUUUCUUUAAUCAAAGAGCAGCAUGCUCCAAAAGAAGAAAAUGAUAAUAUGGGCGCUAAUGGUUCAGUGGAUUCAGUUAACCCCAUAAAUGCAAGAACCAUCCAGGAAGUUACUGAGCGUGCAUAUGAACACGAAGAGAAUUCAUUUAAUAAUAAUUCAAAGCAACUAACAGUUGUCAAUGAUCAAUUCAGAACUCAACAUUUGCGGUCUUGCAUGGAGCAACUAGACGAAGAGCUGGAAAAGAUGAAAAACGAUAAUUCGCUUCUUCCAUUGACUAGUUAUGAUCCGAGUUUUCAAGAUUUACAGAGAGAACUUGAACAACUAAACCAAGCCAAUGAAGAGUUGGGGAGCAUAUAUCCACAAUUUGUUGAUUUUCCAGGAGAUGGUAAUGCAUUAGAAAGGGUUCUUGCUUUGGAAAUUGAGCUUGCAGAAGCACUUAGAACAAAAAAGAAUUCAAGCAUCCAAUUCCAAAGUUCUUUCCUUAAACAACACAGCGAUGAAGAAGCAGUGUUUAAGAGCUUUAGGGACAUCAACGAACUUAUUAAAGACAUGCUGGAGAUUAAAGGAAAGUAUGUUAACGUUGAGAGUGAAUUAAAGGAGAUGCAUGAUCGUUACUCUCAAUUAAGCCUGCAGUUUGCAGAAGUUGAAGGAGAGAGACAAAAGUUGUUGAUGACCCUCAAGAACGUUAGAUCAUCGAGAAAUUUGCUUCGCUUGAAUCGCUCAUCAGUGGCUGCUUUAGAAAACCAUUCUUUAUAAUCUAAAUUUAGUUGGUAAAAGUCCACAAUUUUGUGAAUAAGAGUCUUGAUGUGAGAAACUGAUAAUUGCUGUAAGAUGCAAAGGUUUUAUGGUGGUGUAAAUAAUAGAAAUUUUCACCAGUUGCCUAUGAGUUUAAUUUAUGAAGGGGUAUAUCUGUCAAUGGAACAUUCGGAAUGUCCCUUUUGACUAUAAACAUAAACAAUCUUGUAUAGUUGAGUCAUUCUAUUAUUCCUAUUGUUACUUUCCCUA